AUGACUGCACUGCAGAAAAUCCUAGGUUCACAAGCAACGAUGCUAGACCUCGAAACCACGUACUCCCGAGCAGCUAUACCCAAUCCUAAUCACUGCGCAAUCGAGCUCAAAGACCGGAGCUUCAAUGCCAUCAUCACCGAACGGCAGCAGCAGUUGGAUACCGUUUUGCACGAGAUCUCAGACCUGCAAACAGUUAUGGAUAGUAUUCAAAACCUUCACCAGCAACUCGUCGAAAAGAAGGUCAAGAUCGUCGAGUCCAUUAAUUUGCAUAAGAGACUCAGAUCGGCUCUGUGGCGCUUGCCAACUGAAGUCCUCUCCCACAUUUUCGUUUACUGUCUCCCGGGAGACAAGUAUUUGUUGCCCACACCCGGGGUGGCUCCCAUGCUGUUGACGAGAAUAUGCCGACGAUGGAAGGAGGUUGCCGUGGCCAUGCCCAGUUUAUGGUGCAGGCUACAGUUGAAAACCGAAUACGAUGACUGGAAGUGGCAGGGAGCCUUCUGUUAUGACUCAUGGCUCAAGCGAACCCUAGGAUGUCCGCUCUCGCUGGAACUCCAAUGCAACGGUCACUGGACCCAAGUACAAAACCUCCUUCAACCUUACUUCACUCAAAUAUCGUCUCUCUCUAUUGAUUUUUGGGCAUCAGACACACCUGAACUUAUGGUGCUCACAGGCUGCCAAGCCCUUGAGGAGCUGUCCGUGACCUUUUCUGAUGAUAUGGCUGGUGACGAUAUGCUAGCUCGUGUUGGACGCGCUAUCUCGCAGCUGCCGUCCACUCUGUGCAAUCUCAGUGUAGCAGGGUGGGCACUUAGCCUCGGGGACGUAUCCACUUUCGAUCCCGUAUGGGCCCACCUGACAACAGUCGAGAUCCUCGUACAGGAAUCAGGCACUGCUCUCCACUUACUCCAGCUAGCUCCCAAUCUCUCCUCGUUGACGAUUCACGCAAUAUCUCACGGCAUCCAAACGGCGUUCGAGUCAUUCACACACACCAAACUUAAAUCCUUCGAAAUCAUUUGUGAAAAUAGCUCGCGCCGAGGGCCCAAAUUAUCUGCCCUGCUCGAUGCACUCUCGCUACCAGCUUUACGAGUUCUUUAUCUUCACAAUAUAGGAGCGUGGCCCCACAUGGAGUUCAAGGCAUUCCUGGCACGGUCAAAGUGUCCAUUGAAGAGCCUGGGCUUCGGCGGUCGAAUGACACCGGGAGAUAAGCAGCGAGCGGAAUAUGACGAAUACCUAGCCACAGUCUCGGAUAGUGAAAGGAAACGACAAUGGGCGUCGCGCAUUAAACGGGAGUGUCGGGAGUAUCCAGAAUACUACAUAUAUACGAUAGAUUUCGAUUCCAAGCAACUAACAAGCGAUCUAGAACGAACGGCUUUGUCACUCUAUCAGCACAUACAGCGCAGACGGCACGAUCUCAAAUGUCAUGACAUCUUCUCCAGCAAUGCAACGCAGUUUCCUAGGCAUGAGCGCGCACCGAUGAUCAAAAUGCUGCACAGUCCGGUCAAAGGCAUGGAGAACAUUGUUAUUAGAUAUAGGGCUACACCACGUGGAGGGCCGUCCGAGGUGCCCGGCGGUGGAGGGUUACUACUUGCGCAACGCGAAGUCGAGAUGGAGCAAGGUAAUGCGGUAGAUGAAACGACACUUGAGAUCGUGCCGUCUGCGAGACACUAG
Messenger RNA from Suillus clintonianus, 1665 nucleotides. RefSeq lists its product as uncharacterized. Bases 1 to 1665 code for a protein of 554 amino acids. The transcript is spliced from 9 exons. Lineage: Eukaryota; Fungi; Basidiomycota; Agaricomycetes; Boletales; Suillaceae. The record is from RefSeq and is a predicted model, not a curated record. Gene Ontology annotation, molecular function: protein binding.